GUCGAUCUUUAGCCGUCUUCAACAUCAAAAUCAAUGGAGGAAGAAGAAGCGAGACAAGUGGUGAUCGACAAUGAUCUGAAGAAGAAGAUCAAGGAAACGGUGAAGAAGAUCCUGAAACGGUCGAGUUUACUUGAGAUUACAGAGAUUAAGGCCCGAGAAGAAGCUUCAUCUGAGUUGAAUCUCGAUCUUUCGCGAGAUCCGUACAAAAUCAUCGUCAGAGAAGCCGUCGAUAGUUUCAUCGAGAAGGCGAUUAUGACAAUCGAUACUGAGAUGGGAAAGCUUCAUACUCAGAUUGUAGAAGAUGUUGAUGGAGAAGUAACCGAGAAUGCCACGAAGACGACUACGAAGAAGAAAAAGAAGAAGAAGGCAAAGAAGAAGGUGGAAGAAGAAGAGUCAUCACCUGCUUAGGUAAAUUUUAUCAUCUCAGAUAAAUUUCAUCUUUGCUCAGGUUUUUGUGUAAUUUCAACGAUGAAUGAUGUCUUUAGUUGAAAUUAGUGUUUUAGCCAUUGAUACUACACUUCAAGUCAAAGUGUAUCAGACUCUGUAACAUGCUCCAUCAAUAGUUAUAUGUUUUGUUACUU
Molecule: messenger RNA, 581 nt
Organism: Arabidopsis thaliana (thale cress)
Lineage: Eukaryota; Viridiplantae; Streptophyta; Magnoliopsida; Brassicales; Brassicaceae
Product: DEK, chromatin associated protein
Exons: 1
Coding region: 34-408 (124 amino acids)
Source: RefSeq, marked reviewed